AUGCCCCGUCUCAAGUCCAAGUGGCGUUCUGACUAUGCCAGGCGCCAGUUGGAACAGCGGAGCAUUUUGCUUCAUGGACCACACAAUCAGCGAUCGGAGAGCUGUACACGCCAUGGUACAGGGCGUAGGCAUGCAGUGCUGAAAUGGCCGAUUUCGGCUCAUACCGAUAAAAGCCACAAAUUGGUCCUUCCUGCUGAGUGCCCUGACAAGAAGUUUGUUCUGAUUGUUGGGGACUCCCAUCUACGUGCCAUCGUAGAUGGAUUUGUCAAGAUGCCAGAGGGGCCGCUUUCCUUUGGUGUCAUGUCAACGCCGGGGGCUUGUGCGUCACAGUUGAGGACCGAGGUGCUUCAUGCUGUAGUGCCUCGGUCCCCUGAUGCUGUGUGUGUACUGGCUCCUAGCAACAACUUGACAGCCAGCAAGACGCCUUGCGAUGCAGGUGUUGAGUUUGGCCUGUACCUGGAUGCUGUCCGCAGUCGCUGGCCAAAGGUGUUUGUCCUGGACUUUCCUCCACGCCUUACCAUUGAGGAGGAUCAGCAGGAAUUUUAUCGCCAAGAGUUCCAUCGUGUGGCGGCAAAGGCUGGCGUGAAGUACUACUCCAUAGCUGAGCGCUUUCCUUUGGAUUACACUGACCUGUGGAGUAGAGAUGGUGUCCACCUUAGCGAUCGCGAAGGUAUGGGCAUUCUGGUUCAGGUACUGUGGGAUGCUUCCUUUCAGGAAGUAUGGCCACCUCUACCAAAGCCACAGGUUUCUCCGAGGGCAUCAUCUCCUCCUACUUCCAGCAUUGUUCCAAGACUGGUUGUUAGCCUGCCUGUUAAGGGGGAGGUCAUCGUUCCACCAAGACGAAACCCUUUGGCAUGGACGAUUGUUGGGAAUGGCAGCAAGGUGGACACAACUUCAGGCCUGGAGGAGUGUUCCAUCCCGCUGAAUCCUCGCAGGUUCAGCAGUGCUGUGCUGGAUGCGAUGGAUCAUGUUGUUCCAUCGCAUCUUUCCAGCCCUUCAUGGACAGAUGUUCCACAAGUUACAAAGGCGGAGGCAAGUGUUGUGGAGGUGUUGAAGGCGUCACCCUCCUCUGAUGUGAAAGAGGACUUUCCAGACCGGAUGGAAGUUACACCGAGCCUGCCGAUGUCUGUGGAGCCGGAGCUUGGGUCUGCUGAGGCAGCCCCUGCGUCUGCACUUGCCCCUGCUGUGGAGGAUGAGGUGCCAGAGAUGGGUGUGCGGAAGCGCCGCAGGCCAAGAUCCGACAAUGGUGAGGUUAUUGCUAACCCUUUUGAUUGCAGGUGUGCUGUUAAGUCUCCGAUGGCGGUGCUGACAGGGAUGUGUGCUGGGGCAACAAGAGCAUCAAAUGGUAAAGUGCGUGGUUCUCUUGUUUGUAGUGUUGUGGCUGCUAUGAAGCAUGUGUCUGUUCCUGUGUGCACUUGGGAUGAAAGUGAUGUAGAUGAGAUACAGGUUACAGGGAUAAAGUUGAGCAAACGUGUUGUUGAGUACUGGUGGGAAAGUUCAGCUAACCGCAAACGGUUCUGCAAGCUACUUGAACACCAAAGACUGUUUGGCAGGAUGCAGAGUGUGUCUGUUGGUCCACCAAAGAUGGAGGUCUUUGACAUGAAUCAAGAAUGUAAGUUGUAUGAGGAUCUGCAAGAAAUGCUGUUGAGUGAUGGCAUGUGUCUGCUGGAAAUUCAGGGUUCAACUGUUGUUAUCAUCCACCACCAAGACUACUACGUUGUAGUUGAUUGUGGAGCAUGCAGUGAGUCUGGCUUGCCAAGGAGGAAUGGCAGUAGUGUGGCUGUUUUUAAUACAAACCUCAAUGACCUGAUGCUCCAUAUCCGUGCUGUGAGACAAGAGCUUCGAGCGAAGAUCUACAGAAUCAGCAGCCUGUCUGUGAAGGCAGAUGAUGUGACUGAUAUCACAGAGGGUGCUACAGUGUGUAGGGACAGCAACAUUUCUGUCACAAAAGAGGACGUAACAGUUGUCGCAGAGAGUGUGGCAGUGUGUAGGGACAAUAGCGUUUCUGUCACCACAGAUGAAAUGACAGUUGUCACAGAGAGUGUGAGAUUUGGUGGAGACAGCAUCAUUGACAUUGACAGUAGAUCUGAGGAUGUAGAGGAUUGUUUUGUUGCUGCCCAGGAAGGCCUUUUACUGCCUGUCAUUGGAUCAUUUCAUCAGGGUGAUGAUCGUUUCAUGUACGGUGGACAACAGUGUAUGGCUAUCAGUCUGGUUGGAAUAGCAAGACAUACGUUUGACAGCGUGUUUUCGUGGACGACGGCUGAGCUUGACAAGGUUUUACUUUUGGGUGAUCAGCUGUAUACAGAUUUGAGGGAUGGCGGCAGGAUUAGUGGGAAAUCUGAGCUGUUGUGCAUUCCAGAUCUUCCAAAACAGUUUGCUGUUGAUGGACACAAUUUGGCAUUUGUGUAUGGAGAUUGUGUAUCUGGCCAUGUUGAUGUUGUUGCAGGAGAGUUGAUUGAUGCCGGUGUGCAAUGCCCUUUAAAAUGUGGACUUCAAGAGAUGUGUGUGAAAUAUGACGCAUGCUUUUUCACAGUAGGUGGUAAUACAUCUGCCAUCAUAGGUCACAAUGGAUGUUAUGCAGUCAUUGAUUCUCAUGCACGCAACGAAGAUGGGAUGAUGGAUGGUGAUGGGAAAAGUGUCGUCGUGUAUUUUUCUUGUCUUGAUUUUUUGUUUGAUCACAUUUGGCUGUUUUCAAGACAUUUGUCUGAAGGUCAGAGAGUGUUUGAGAUUACAGGUGCUUGUGUCAGUAAGCAAGAGUCAAGUGAGGAGGUUUGCAUGUUCUUUGAUCCAAUAACCAUUCCACAAGUCAAUGAGGAUGAAGUCCCACGUACUUUGGCUCAGGAAACCGUCUUUGUUAAGAGUCACAAAAACACAAAUACAAUGUCAAAGGAUGCAGCAAUGGCGUAUUGUGAUUCUGAAAAGGUGCAAUCAAUUCAUGAUGAUGCUACUCUACAUGCAUCUGAUGAAGAUGAUGUUGUUGUCAGUGAAGUCAUAACUAAAACACUGCAGUUCAACCCACUUUGCAGUGAUGUUGUUCAAACUUUGUGUACAAAGUUAAAUGUACUGUCAGAAAAGGUUGAUGCACAAUCAGUACAAGUUGGGGACUUGGGUGUUCCGUGCAAGAACGUGAACAUAGUUGCUGAUGGCAAUUGUUUUUUCAGGGCAGUUAGUCACGCUGUGUGUGGGACACAGUUACAUCAUAAAAAAAUACGCGCGUCUGUGUGUAAGCAUUUGCAAAACAGCGAUGGGGCGUAUAACAGUUUAUUAAGAUCUGGAUAUGAUUCAAUGCAACAGUAUCUCGAAAUUUCUAAAAUGAAGUAUGUUGGUAGUUGGGCUACAGAAAUUGAGAUUCAAGCUGUUUCAGAUUGUUUUGGAGUACAUGUUUUCACAUUUCAUGACAACCGCUGGAUUAAAUACAGUUCUUUGAAUAAUGUGUUGUCAAAUCAGGGGAUUUAUCUCGAAAACUGUAAUGGCAAUCAUUAUGAAACAGUUGUUUGUGUUCAACAGCUUCAUGGGCAAAGUUGUUAUGGUUAUUGCAAGGAAACCAUAUCUUCUGUCACAGGUCGUGCUUUAAGACAGCAGAACGUUAAGGAAAGAAGCAUAGGGAAAUAUAAAGACAACGCGUUGCAUAGGUUAGAGAUUAAGGCACUAAACAAAAGGAAAUAUUGGUUGAAUCCAAUGCAUAGGCAAAAUGUGAGAACCAGGAAUCAAAGGGAAUAUCAUGUAAAUCAUGAAUAUAAAAUGCGUGUUGCAGCAGGUAACAAACGUAAAAGGCAGGAAAAGAAAGUUAAGUCAGAAGAAAUUGACUUUGUUAUGCAGCAGUUUUUGGAUAAAGUGAAAGACGGACCGGAUUUUGUGUGUUGCGUCUGCCAUAGGAUGUUAUUUUGUCAUCAAGUUUUACUUUGUAAAAGAGGGCACUACAAUAAGAGUACUGCAAUAGCUUCUCUUGCUGAUAAAUGUAUCAAUGAGAAGUACGUGCACAAAUGCAGUGGUGAUUGUGUGUUGCCAUGUCGGUUGAUGGAUACACCUAGGAGUCAGUUGUGGAUCUGUUACACUUGCCAUGGUAAGAUUAACAAAGGUGUAUUGCCUCCUGAAUGUGCAAUGAAUAAUAUGGCUGUUGAUCCCAUUCCGGCUGAGUUGGCGUGUUUGAACAGUUUAGAGCAGCAUUUAAUCGCUUUAAAUAUUCCGUUCAUGAAGAUGUUGGCGUUACCCAAAGGAGGGCAAAAUGGAGUCCAUGGUCCUGUAACGUGUGUUCCAGCAAAUAUUGUGCAAACUAGCAAUUUGUUGCCACGUUCUAGUAUGGAAGGAUCAUUGUUGCCAGUGAAGUUGAAGCGAAAGCUUACUUACAAAGGUCAUUACGAGUAUCAAUUUGUUGAUGACAUGCAUAUCCGAAAGGCAUUGAAGUUGUUAAAAGACACUAAUGUGCAUUAUAAAGAUGUGGUGUUCAAUGAGGAUUGGUCGAAUGAUUUUUGUAAGGAAACACAUUCUGAUGUGUCAGAAAAGGACACUGAUUGCACUGGAGAUGGUGCUGGAGUAUCUGCUGAUAAUGGUGAGGACGAGCUCCUGCAUGACAGACAGCAGCAUUGUAUGUAUCAGGACACAUGUCUGAUGCCAGUGGACAUUGGUCAGGAAGCACUGGAUCAGUCUUUUGACAAUGUCUUGAACUUGGCUCCAGCUGAAGGGAACAAUCCUGUGCGACUGUUAUCUGAUGAUACAAAUGAGGCCAAAUGUUUCCCUGUUUUGUUUCCAAAAGGCUGCCCUACAUAUCGGGAUUUUCGUCAACAUCGAUUGACAUCGUCACGCUAUUUUAAUAAUCGCAUCUUACAUGCUGAUGGUCGUUUUGCGCGGAAUGUGGAGUAUAUCUUUUUUGCUCUGUAUAUGUCAGAGGUAGAACAAGUUGUCUCGUGUGUAUCUAUAGCAUUGAGGAAAGGACGAGGUGGCAAAUUCCAAAAAGUUCCUGGAGAUGUAUUGAAUAAUGAGGAGGGUUUGAAGAGGUUGUUGGAAUAUGAUGAUGGGUUUCGUUUUCUUAAACCGAUUAGAGGAACCCCAUCUUUUUGGCAGGGAGCGCAACGUGAACUGUUGGCUUGUGUUCGUCAACUUGGUAUUCCUACAUGGUUUGCCUCAUUUUCCUGUGCUGAUAUGCGGUGGAAGAACCUUCUGACUAGUAUUUUGACACAGGAAGGUAGAACAGAAACGGUCGAGGAACUAGAAUGGGCGGAAAGGUGUGAACUUUUACGUCGUAAUCCUGUCACUGCGGCAAGACUGUUUGAUUUUCGAUGGCAUUGUUUUUUGAGGGAAGUUUUGAUGUCUCGAUAUAAUCCUAUUGGUAAGAUUACCGAUUAUUACUAUCGUGUGGAAUUCCAGCAACGUGGCUCACCACACAUUCAUGGUUUGUUUUGGAUAGAAGAUGCACCUGUCAUUGACAGAAACACAGAUGAGGAGGUAGUUGCAUUUAUUGAUAAGUACGUGACUUGUGAAUUACCUACAGAGGAUGAGACACUGUUAGAGAUUGUUACAGCUGUGCAAACACACUCAAAGCGUCAUUCCAAAACGUGUAAGAAGAAGGGUACAGUUUGUCGUUUCACUUUUCCUAGGUUGCCAUCUUUAGAAACAUUUAUAUCUCGUGGUGUUGGUGCAGAUGAUGAGAAGUCAGAUAUGAGAAAGGAGGAUGCAGUGAAAAUCCUAAAUGAUCUGAAGGCUGCUAUUUUGGAUGGUAAAGCAGAUGGUGUAUCUGUCCAACAGUUGUUUGCGCAAGUAGGUAUAACUCAAGCAGAUUUGCAAGCUGCUUGUAGGUCUUAUGGUAGGAAAACGGAGGUGGUUUUGAAGAGGCGGAUUGAUGCGAUCUGGAUUAAUCACUACAGCAAAGUACUGCUCAAAAUAUGGAAUGCAAACAUUGACAUCCAAUUUGUUUCUGAUGCUUAUGCUUGUGUUGUGUACAUCAUUUCGUAUAUUUCAAAAGGGGAAAGAGAAAUGGGAAUGUUACUGGCAAAUGCACAGAGGGAGGCAGCCAAGGAAGGGAAUGCUAGUGCAAAAGAUACGUUAAAGAAUCUAGGGAGUGUGUAUUUACACAACAGAGAUGUUUGUGCUCAGGAGGCUGUAUAUAGGUUAGCAAACAUGCAUCUGAAGGAGUGUUCAAGAAAGGUCGUAUUCGUGCCAGUAGGGGAAAAUGCUGUUAAAAUGAGUUUGCCUUUAAGUGUGUUAAAACAGAAGGCAUCAUCGAAGGACCUCAGCACAGAAGACAUGUGGAUGACUAGCUUGGUUGACAGGUAUAGGAGUAGACCAAAAGACAGUACUUUUAAUGACAUGUGUUUGGCAACAUUUGCGUCAGAGUAUCGCAUAUUGUCAAAGAAUGAACGGUCCCCAAAUAGGAUUGCAUUGAGCAAUGAUUGUGGGUUUAUUUUGAGAAGAACUCGAACCCAACCGGCCGUCAUUCGUUAUGUACGAUUUUCAGAAACCAAGAGUCCAGAAUUGUUUCAUCAGAGCAUUCUGCAAAUGUUUUUGCCGUAUCGGAUGGAUGUGCAGUUGAGACCAGAAGGUUUUGUGACAUUUGAGGAGUUUUACAGAGGAGGUCAUGUUAAGUUAGAUGAUGGAUGGCUGCAUUCAGUCAAGUCAGUUGUUGAUGUAAAUAGAAAGUUGUAUGAAAUGGAUGCAGAUGUGUUAGACGACAUCCAAAACACCAUUGACAGGGAUGGCAUUAUAGAAGACGCCUGGUGCAAAUUGUGUCCAGAAGCAGAAAUGGAUCGUUUAGAGUGUGUGCAGUUACGUGCAGAUGAGAAUCAGGUAGUGGAUGAGCACACCGAUCUUAUUCCGGAUUUAGCAGUAACUCGGGAGCAAGUGGCCCAUUUAGAAAAGAGAGCUAACGUCAUGUGUCGAAAUGAUGGUCUGGCUUUGAUAAGAUCUCUGAAUGAGACACAGAUGUGUAUUUUUUAUCAGAUUAGGCAGUGGUGCUUAGCUAAGGUAAUGGGGGAGAAGCCAGACCCAUUACACGUGUUCAUUACAGGUGGUGCUGGUACUGGUAAAAGCCAUUUAAUAAAGGCUAUUCAGUACGAAGCAACGAGGCUAUUGUCAACAGUGAGUCGUCAACCAGAUGAUAUUUGUGUGUUGUUGACAGCUCCGACUGGGAUAGCUGCCCAUAAUUUACACGCUAGUACCAUUCACAGUGCUUUAAGCAUUGGGGUGGAUGUACGCUUACCUUACAUACCUCUAGGUGAAGAGAAGGUGAACUCCUUGCGUGCCAAAUAUAGAAGUUUGCAGAUUUUGAUCAUUGAUGAAAUUUCCAUGGUGAGUCAUAACCUGUUGGCUUAUAUCCAUGGAAGAUUACGUCAGAUGAAACAAAGUCGUGAUUUAGCUCCUUUUGGUAAUGUCAGUGUAGUUGUGGUUGGAGAUUUUUUCCAGUUGCCUCCUGUUAGAGGGAAACCCCUGUAUGUAAACAACAUUGGUUUUGAUUUGUGGAUGAACAUAUUCAAGGUUGUAGAGUUACAUACAGUAGUACGGCAACAAGAUGAUGCUUUUGCUCAGUUGUUGAACAGAGUUAGAACUCGUUCAAAAGGGACCCCAAUGUUAGCUGGUGACAUUGAGAUUUUAAAACGAUGUGAAACUGGUGAAGUCAGCUCAGCUUUACACAUUUUUUCUACCAACAAACAGGUAAAUGAGCAUAAUGUUGUCCAACUUGCAAAGACUUGUCCUGAUUUUGUUGAGAUAAAGGCUCAAGAUUUUGUCAAUUGUAAGGCAACAGGCAAGUUGAAGUUGAUGAGUGGGCAUCAUUCACGAGUUCAGAACACGUGUUUGGAUGAAUCACUGGCUUUGGGGAUAGAUGCUCGUGUCAUGCUUAUUAAGAAUGUAGACGUAGCAGACGGACUGGUAAAUGGAGUAUGUGGCACUGUAACCCAUAUUGUUUACCCGAGUGAUAGUAGAAACUUCCCUGACACAGUGUAUGUUAAGUUUGAUGACAAUCAGGUCGGUGCAGAGAUGAGGAAACGCUGUGCGUAUUCUGUAGCAGUUGAGAUGGGCUCUACUGGUAUUAGACCAGAGGAGGAAAGAGUAACCACUAAGGGCGGUUUGCGCCGGCAAUUUCCACUGAAACUUGCUUGGGCUUGUACUGUACACAAAGUACAGGGUCUAACUGUUGAUGAGGCUGUAGUGUGUCUCAAAAGAAUCUUUGCACCUGGACAGGCAUAUGUGGCAUUAAGCCGUGUUAGAAGUUUGUCAGGGUUGGUGAUACAGGAUUUUGAAGAUAAGGUCAUAUAUUGCAAGGAUGACAUUAAAGAUGCAAUUAAAAACAUGCCUCCCUUCUUGGUCGAAAGUAUUUCAAGGCAAAGCUUCACAAAUGCAAACACGCAUAGUUUCACAUUGUUUUUGAUUAAUGUGCAAAAUUUAAGCCGACAUAUUACAGAUUUGGUGUCAUGUACAAAGCAUUUGCAGCUUAACUGUAUUGCUGUUACAGAAACAUGGCUGCCUGAAGCUUUCUCAAGCGAAUCUGUAAAGAUUCAAGGUUACAGCUUUCAAAACCAGCCACGUAGUUCGUCUUAUAGUAGCAGUAACCACACAUUGGCAAACAUACAAGAACAACAACAUGGUGGAGUUGGCAUGUAUAGUUUAGAUAGUUUACCAUAUGAGGUCAUCAAAGUACCGCAUUUGAGUUUGGAAUGUUUAGUGUACAACUACACAACAUCCAGGAUACUGAUAGCAGUCGUUUAUCGGCCGCCAUCUUAUCCUAUGUCUCAAUUAAAAGACAAUCUGACCAAGUUAAUUAAUUGGUUAGAGCCAAUAAGUACCACAGUUGCUGUAAUAGGAGAUUUCAAUGAUAAUAUUUUCAAAUCUUCUAGUAUUUCGAACUUUAUGGCAGAGAAAGGAUAUAUCCAAUAUGUCACCCAAGCAACAACUGAGAAGGGUACAUUAAUUGACCACAUCUAUAUUAAAACUACAUUUUAUGACAUAGAAACUGUAGUUUCGCCAACAUACUUUAGUGACCACGAGGGGAUUACAUGUUCUUUUACAUCUAGGUCGAUGGACAUGGACCUUGGAGUAGAACAGCUGUAG
This is a messenger RNA of Pleuronectes platessa (European plaice), 9039 nucleotides long. RefSeq lists its product as uncharacterized. Lineage: Eukaryota; Metazoa; Chordata; Actinopteri; Pleuronectiformes; Pleuronectidae. The coding region runs from base 1 to 9039 and encodes 3012 amino acids. The record is from RefSeq and is a predicted model, not a curated record. Gene Ontology annotation, biological process: DNA repair; telomere maintenance. Gene Ontology annotation, molecular function: ATP hydrolysis activity; DNA helicase activity. The transcript has 11 exons.